CCAGACCUUAUUUCGAUAUCAUAAACCCUAGCAUUUUGCUUCCCUCUCAAAAUUCUAUAAAAUUGAUCGAAAAUGCCACCAAAUUCCUCUCUUCGAUCGAUCGCAUAGCGAGUUUCGAGCUCGAUCUUGGGUUUCUCUUCCUUAGCCUUCGAUCUUUCAGAACGCUCGGGAUCUCUGAAACCCUAAGGAUGCCUCCGCCUCCAAGAGCAAGAAUUGCCCUAAACGCUAUGAAGAGCAUUGGAUUUUCCACUAAAGAGGCUGCACCUAUAUUGAGGAAGCUUCUUGAGGUUUACAAGAACUGGAAGUACAUUGAAGAUAAUGGUUAUAAAGUUCUAAUUGAUAGCAUACUUGAGGCGCAGUCAGCAAAGGCUUCUACUACAAAACAAAAUGCUGUGGCUGGUGAUGAUCCUGAGCAUUCUAAAAAGAGAAUAAGAAAGCUAAGUGAAAACCCUUCGAUAUCAACACUUGCUACUGAUAGUUCUGGAGAGAUUCUGCUGAAGAAACAAAAGCUAGAAGCUGAUGUUUCUCCUGAAGAGCAACUUGGCGGAAUCAUUGCAGAUCCCGUACCAUUGCAGGUUGCUGAUACAGGGAGAAUUGAUGUUGCAUCAUCACAGUUUGGUAAUAGACAGAAAAUGACUGAACCCACUUCAGCUGAACCUUCUUUUAGUUCUGAAAAAGCUGAGCAAGAUUUGUCUCCGGUCAACCGUAGAGAAACGGGAGCUUCUUCUCGUGCACAAAAAACUAGUUCUCUGCAUGAAAAUGCUGAACAUUUGAUGCACGGCAGAGAUAAAAUGUCUGCUAGUGAGAGGUCAAGGAAUUCGAUCGAUCUUAAAAAGCCCAAAACUGAUCCAGGAUCCCCCACACCGGCAACUGAGGAGCUUAGAGCAGAAACUCCUCCACCAGAGCAGCCAACUGCUUUAGUGNGAAAUCGCCUGCCACUCUUCUACCAAGUUCUGCAACUUCGGGGGCCUUAG
This is a messenger RNA of Asparagus officinalis (garden asparagus), 974 nucleotides long. RefSeq lists its product as uncharacterized. The transcript has 4 exons. The record is from RefSeq and is a predicted model, not a curated record. Lineage: Eukaryota; Viridiplantae; Streptophyta; Magnoliopsida; Asparagales; Asparagaceae. The coding region runs from base 189 to 974 and encodes 261 amino acids.